AUGCCGUCCUCAGCUCCCCGCCCUCCGGUCUCAGGCCCAGACUCCGGCCCCGAAACCCCAUUCCCCAUCCGCUUCUCGGGGCCUGUGAUCAAGGGUUUUGGACGAGGGAGUAAAGAGCUAGGCAUCCCGACAGCGAACAUCCCUGUUGACGGAUUAGAGGAGGCCCUCCCGAAAGAAUUGGGGGUAGGCGUUUACUACGGCGUUGCUGCGCUGGACCCAGCUACGGACCCUUCAUCUGGGGACGGACAAGGAGGAAAUGAAGCAAAGACGCCGAUUCUCCCCGCCGUCCUGAGCAUCGGCUAUAACCCCUACUACAAGAACACGACGCGCUCAAUUGAAAUCCACAUCCUCCCAUCCCUCACAUCCCCUUCACCAACUGCGCCCGAAGAACAAAAAGUCCGCUUCCACAAGCUCCCCGACUUCUACGGCACGAAACUCAAUCUGCUGAUGCUGGGGUAUAUCCGGCCCGAAUACGACUACGUCUCCGCGGAAGCCCUCAUUGAGGAUAUCCGGGUUGACUGCGAGGUCGCGAGGGCGAGUUUGCUGCGCGGUGCGUAUAGGGUUUACUUAGAUGGGGAGGGGGAUGAGGGGGACGAGAAAGUGAGGGAGCAGAGGGCUUGGUUGAGGGCGUUUUGA
Messenger RNA from Aspergillus puulaauensis, 636 nucleotides. RefSeq names its product riboflavin kinase (gene fmn1). The coding region runs from base 1 to 636 and encodes 211 amino acids. Lineage: Eukaryota; Fungi; Ascomycota; Eurotiomycetes; Eurotiales; Aspergillaceae. Gene Ontology annotation, cellular component: mitochondrion. Gene Ontology annotation, molecular function: riboflavin kinase activity. The transcript has 3 exons. The record is from RefSeq and is a predicted model, not a curated record. Gene Ontology annotation, biological process: FMN biosynthetic process; riboflavin biosynthetic process.